CCCCUCAGCCUCGCCGUCGCCCGCGUCCCUCUCAGUCUCACUCUCAACCUCGUGACGGGCACACCCACCUGCCCAGGCCCUCCCGCUCCCACUACCUCGCUGGACUCUGCUGUUGGUGAUGCUCUUGCUUCCUCUCCCUCCCGUCGGCGGCCGCGAGUGAUUAGUGACCUUGCCCAGUGUCGCGGUGAAGGACGGGCUUGUUUCUGAGAGCUGUGCGUGGAAAUUCGUAUGUAGCGUGCGUGUUUGUGCGAGUGAGUGAGAGGCUUCAAAAAGUUUUCGAGAAGUCGCAGUCACAUUUGCCCCAAGUUUUUACGACUUGAGUGAGAGGGCGACAAGAAGGCAGUUCAGGCUGCGUCACGGCUGCACUUGUCGUGGUAAGCAGUUGUUCCGCCGACGCACGUGAGUCAACAGAAAAGGCAGAGCAGCGCAAGUAGUAAUAUAAAAAGACGAGUGAGCGUCUGAGGACCGAAGGGGAAGUUUUAUGUAAUUUGGAGUCUCCUUUUUGAAAAGUUAAUAAAAAUAACAGAUAGCAAGCAGUAACAAGCUUUGCAGCAAAAUACACAGAAAGGGGAGAGGAAAAACACUAAUUUGAUCAAAGUGCGUGGUAGUGAGCGAGUGGGGGCGAGGUGACCAAGGAACAGCGGCACGGGCAAUGUUGGCUCAGCUGUCGUGAGUGUCAUCUGAGCGGCUGGACGACUCUUUAGUGCUGGUAUUUACCCUGAUUCAACACGACCAUGAGUGACGAAGGGAAGUCGUACUCGCCGGCGACUCUGACGCAGGGUGAGUCCCGCUGUGACGGCUCCGUGGAGGGACGAGAGAUGAACCACCCACCGCCCGGAGAGGGAGUCGAGCACGUGAAGGGAGAGGAGAGGCAGGGCGAGGGAGCGACGCAGAGUACAGGAGAGACAACGACGACAACAGUGCAAGACAAGCAGGAAGACACACACAGCACGUGCUCCACCGCCUCCUCCAGCGCCUCCUCCUCUCCCUCCCAGACCUCCACCUCCUCCUCAGAGGGCGGCAGCGGCUCCCCCUCGGCCCAGGAAGCCUCGAGGGCCAUCAACAUCGAGGACUCGGAUAAGAAAUAUGUGGUGAUUGAGCACAGCAAACCCAAGACCUGGCUGGCGGCUUACAACUCCCUGGCUCCGAGGACUCGCCAGACGGUGCGGACAGCGGUGAUCGCCGUCGUCUCGGCUCUCGCCCUGGUCGCUAUAUUCCACCUGGCGAGGCUUGCCGAGCAUCCCGUCAGCGAUAAUGCUAUUGACGGGUCGAAGAAGCAGCAUCAGAAGCAUGAACAGACGCAGCUGGGGGGAGGAUCCGAAGCAUGGGUCGGCGACGGCGUCUUAAAGGCACACAGCGGGAAGGCGGUGUCUCCCAUGGGUCCCCAUGACGGCUGGCAGGAAGCGAAGGAGAUGGCCGAACAAAUGGCAGCUGCAGUUGGCGCCGAAGGUCCAGCCUCUCCCGUCCAGGACAUCCUGGCCCGGUCCAGACCUGGCGGCAGGCAGGUGCGCCCCAUUCUUAACGUACCUGUUGGAAGAGACGUAGUGGACGUCCAGCGCAUCAGAAACAUCAACAGGGCAGCGAGUCGUCCCGCGAAUGCCACCGAGGUGAACAUGACCCUCAGCGAGGUGCGGCGCAAGGUGGAGGCGGACCGUAAGAAGCUGUCCAGCAAAACCCUGCGCUUGUGGUCACCGGGCGAAGUGCCACUUCGGGUGCUGCUCGUCACCACCUGGCGCUCGGGAUCCACCUUCCUUGGACAGGUACUGGCCCACCACCCCGCCGUCUUCAACCACUACGAGCCUUUCAGCCCCCUCGGGGUGCGGCAGGUCCGUUCCGGCAGGGAGGCCUUCCAGUCCCAGCAGUUGCUGCAUCGCCUUAUGGAUUGCCAGUAUGGGGGCCAGGAUGAGUACCUCAAUUACACCCGUUCGCACGCCGAGGACAUGCUGGGCCACAAUAAGGGAAUAUGGGAUUCCUGCCGCCGAGGACCCAAUUUCAACGCCUGCUUCAACGCUUCCUUCCUCUCGCAGGCGUGUCAGAUGUUCCCAAUCCAGUUGGUGAAGACAGUGAGGCUCCGACUGAACCUAACGCAGCUCUUCCUCAAUGACGAGAGGAUGAACGUGAAGGUUGUGUUCCUGGUGCGUGAUCCCCGCGCCACCAUGAGCUCUCGCUACACCUCCGUCUCCUGGUGCAAUGACAACCCUGAUUGCUCGUCCCCUGAGGUUCUCUGCUCUGACCUGCAGGGAGACUUGAAGGUGGCCACAGCUCUGGGUCAGCUUUACCCGCAGAGAUUUAAGAUGCUCAAGUACGAAGACUUGGCGAUGGACCCCCAGAAUGUGAUAAAGAACCUCAUGGACUUCCUUGGACUGGAGUACUCCGUUGAAACAGCCCAGUUCGUGAAGGAGAACACUGAACAAGACGUGAACAGCCCCUGGAGCAUCAAGCGCAAAUCGUCGGAUCGCGUCAACCUGUGGAAGAAGCAGCUGCCCCUCCAGGAGAUCCACAACAUUCAGAACGCCUGUGAAUCUGUGCUCAAGACGCUGGAGUACGAGCUGGUGGGCCAGUGAGGAAAGGGAGCCACAACUCUUUCUUCCUCCGUCGGGAAAAUCUCUGAUGUUGUAGAAUAGACUUUCCCAGUUAGUCUUCUUCUGUGUCCUCGUCGCGGGGAGGAAAAUUGCCAGGAAGGGAUGCUCCUCAUCCCAGUCUUCUCAGGACCAGCCGCGGCCGCACUCUAAGGGAACCCUUCACCGGGCACAUUGAAUCAUACUUUCUUGAGAAACACACAAAGAUAGGCAUGAACAUUUUAAAGAAACGAUGCAAAAUAAGAGUAAUGAGUGUCAUAUAAGUCUGUUGUAUCUUAACUAUAUAAUUUUACACGUACAUUUCCUUUCUUGCGGGACUUCAGUGCUAUGCACAGGUUUCCGUCCGUGGCGCUCUGGACACUGGCCUCCACCAGGGAUGCCCCUCUGGCGGUUAUUUUAUCGAUCUUCGUAGUGGGAUUCUCUUCACUGACCGCGGGCAAGACUGUGCGUCCGCGCCGAGCUCUCAGUGAAUCAUUCCGACCACGAAGAGAGAUCCUCAGGCAGGACAGGCCUCCCUCUUCACCAACCACUUCGUCGACCAAUGAUUGAAUAUGUUCUUUUGUUGCGCUUUAUUUUUAACUCUCAGCUACCGACUCAUGAACACAAGAUAAUGCUGCUCAUUAACCAAAUGAUUUCUCCCACUGAGCUGCAGGACACACACACACACACACACACACACACACACACACAGAACACUCCCUCUUCGUCGAGAAGGUUCCACUCACGCUACAAUGUUUAUGUUCUAAUACUGAGUCAUGUAGUUACGUAGUUUGGGACUGAAACGAGUGAAGAGUGUUUAGAGCUUUGAGAAGAUGACUAUUGUUGACUCAAGCAGACUGUCUCUUCUAAUGCAACUCCCCACUUGUAGAGUGGCGAAAAGAUGAUGAUUGAAUGAAUAUUUGAAGCUUCCAGUGAUACCUGAGUACAGGUGUAUGUUUUGCCACGUAUAGUAAUUAUUAAACACAAGUGAAUUGAUAAUCUUGUUGCCUUAAACGUGACACAAACUUAAAGAAAGGAUGAAGAACACGUGAAGAAAAAGUUGAUAGUUUUUUUUUUUUCUCUCUCCUUGCAAGUUUGUGUCUCGCCGGCUUGCAGCAACGUUCAAAUAAGUGUAUAUCUUCAUCUGAUUAUUAGUUUUGUCACUUUGUUCUCCCUCUCAUCUCCACGCAUCAUUUCUUUCUUUUUUUUUUUUUUGGUUCAUCAUAAUUAUCAUCAUGUAUGCAUGUAUGUAUAGGAAUAUUUGUUUGAUGUCUUUUUUAUAAGCUCUUUUUUUUUUUCCCCAUUUUAUCCCCGUCCAUAUGUGCGUCCAUCUGUGUGUGUGUGUGUGUGUGUAUGUAUGGAUGUGCACAUUUAUAUACUAGUACUACAUACACUUUGGUUUUUUAGUACAUGCGCGUUUUCUGUAUGUAUGAAUGUAUGUAUGUAUGUAUGUAUUUUUGUUAUAAUGUACGUACUUAUGUAUACAUCUGUCUGUCUGGCUGUAUAGUAACUGUAGUCCACAGUGCUCUUAACUACCAUAGUUAAUCGUAACAUUGUAAACGAACAUUGGUCUGCCUCGCAAAGCGUCACGAAGCGUCACAAGGAGUGCAUUGAUUAGUAAGCCUGGCGUCACUUGACCAAGCUGGAGCGGCGCACAGUGAGAGGCUUACACUCGCCCAAAAUGCCAAGAUGUGAAGGUGAAUGCAACAACUGAAAGUAAACAGAAAAGAAGU
This is a messenger RNA of Scylla paramamosain (green mud crab), 4291 nucleotides long. Its product is annotated as carbohydrate sulfotransferase 3-like. The transcript is spliced from 4 exons. Gene Ontology annotation, molecular function: N-acetylglucosamine 6-O-sulfotransferase activity. The record is from RefSeq and is a predicted model, not a curated record. Gene Ontology annotation, biological process: sulfur compound metabolic process; N-acetylglucosamine metabolic process. The coding region runs from base 735 to 2564 and encodes 609 amino acids. Lineage: Eukaryota; Metazoa; Arthropoda; Malacostraca; Decapoda; Portunidae.